This is a messenger RNA of Benincasa hispida (wax gourd), 1267 nucleotides long. Its product is annotated as thaumatin-like protein 1. NCBI's taxonomy places the organism in Eukaryota, Viridiplantae, Streptophyta, Magnoliopsida, Cucurbitales, Cucurbitaceae. The record is from RefSeq and is a predicted model, not a curated record.
AUCCAUUAUCAGAACUCUCUCCCACCGGACACAAAAACAGAGUCCCCACAACAAACAAGUUCCAAUCCCAAUACCCACUUCCAUUUUCAUCACCAAAAUCCCACAUUACUGAGAAAAUAAGGGAUAAAAUCAGAAGUGUUGAGUGAAAAACAAAAAAUAAUUGAAAAGUUUUUUCAUUUCUUAUGGACUUGUUUGGGAAUCAAUCUGUUUCUUGUUCCAUUUUCUUGGUCUUCUCUGUUCUCUUAAUUUUCCAUGGGGCUUUUGGAGCUAAAUUUACAUUUGUCAAUAAGUGCGAUUUUACAGUUUGGCCGGGAAUUCUCUCCGGCGCCGGCAGCUUGAAGUUCGAAACCACUGGUUUCGAGCUUCGAAAGGGAAGUUCAAAGUCUUUUCAAGCGCCGGCCGGCUGGUCCGGUCGCUUCUGGGGCCGAACCGGCUGCAGCUUUGAUGGCGCUGGCCGAGGUGCCUGUACUACCGGGGAUUGUGGGUCCGGCGAAAUUGAGUGCAACGGCGCCGGAGCCGCACCGCCAGCGACUCUGGCGGAGUUCACUCUUGGGUCCGGCGCAUCAUCGCCGGAUUUCUACGAUGUCAGCCUCGUCGACGGGUACAAUUUGCCGAUGAUCGUUGAGGGGACCGGUGGAACAGGCGCCUGUGGGUCGACCGGGUGUGUAACGGACUUGAACCGGCAGUGUCCAGCGGAGCUUAAGGCGGAGAACGGUGGCGCGUGUAGAAGCGCGUGUGAGAAGUUUGGGACGCCGGAAUAUUGCUGUAGUGGCGCGUAUGGUUCACCGGCGACCUGUAAGCCAACGAAGUACUCGGAGAUAUUCAAAUCAGCUUGUCCACGAUCGUAUAGCUACGCCUACGACGACGCUACCAGCACUUUCACUUGCUCCGGCGCCGAUUAUACCGUCACAUUUUGCCCUUCGUCUCCAAGCUUAAAAUCAUCAACAGAUUCAUCGCCAAGGACCGCGACGGGAACAGGGACGACAACCGCCGGGGCGGUGGAACAGACAACGUCGUUGCCUGAAAAUUCAUGGCUGGCAGAUUUAGCCAUUGGAGAUUCAACCAGAACUCACCCAAAUGAUUUGUCUUUUCUUUUGUUUGUGUUAAUUUUUGGAAGCUCUUUCUUCUUCUCAUUUCUAGAUUUCUUUUCAUCUUAGCAUAAAAAUUUAAUGUCUCACAAUGAAGAGAUGAUGAUUUUGGAGAAACAAAUGGAUUCAAAUUUCAUAUCACUAAAAGAAAGCUCCAUUUUGCUACCAAUUUCAAGAAC